AUGACACGUUAUAGUGAAGAACUUCAUAAUUUUGAGCACAAACUUAAAAAUGCGUUUGAUGAUUUCUUGAAAAGAAUUGGGUUGUACAGCGAUGAAAAUAAAGAGAGCCAUUAUAAAAACAAAAAAAUUACUUUCUUUAAUCCAAAGCUGGAUUUCCAUGAAAAUGAUAAGGAAUAUGUGGUUUUUACCGAGUUACCUGGCGUCAAAAAAGAAGAAAUUUGUGUUGAUCUCAUAGACAAUGAUCGUGUGCUCAAUAUUUCUGGUGAAAUAAAACAGGAUGAAAAGUUAGAAAAAGGAAAAGCUCAUAUUGAAGAACGUCGUUAUGGAUGUUUUCGUCGAUCUAUUGUUUUAUCCGAAAAUGUUAAUCCAGAUAAUAUCACUGCUAAGUUUCAUGAUGGAGUUUUGAAGCUCAUCAUUCCUAAGCGGGAGCCUACCAAGUCCAAGAAAGUUUCGAUUCAGUAA
Cetraspora pellucida is the source of this 462-nucleotide messenger RNA. Lineage: Eukaryota; Fungi; Glomeromycota; Glomeromycetes; Diversisporales; Gigasporaceae. The record is from the annotation of a GenBank genome assembly.